This is a messenger RNA of Notothenia coriiceps (black rockcod), 1546 nucleotides long. RefSeq names its product metastasis-associated protein MTA1-like. The transcript has 11 exons. Gene Ontology annotation, molecular function: transcription corepressor activity; histone deacetylase binding; transcription coactivator activity. Gene Ontology annotation, cellular component: nucleoplasm; NuRD complex. Gene Ontology annotation, biological process: response to ionizing radiation; double-strand break repair; negative regulation of transcription by RNA polymerase II. The record is from RefSeq and is a predicted model, not a curated record. Lineage: Eukaryota; Metazoa; Chordata; Actinopteri; Perciformes; Nototheniidae. The annotation marks the transcript as partial.
AUGCAUCCUACACCGAGGAGUCCUCUCACACAGUUUAACCAGGGUACGCAACUCGUGAACUGCGUUUCACAUUGUUCCCUCUUUCAUUCUCCAUGUUCUCUCCCUUCUCUUUUUCCCUUUCUACCUUUCCUUACAUCCCUUCUGGACUCCAGGGGGAAGUGCUGUGUGACUCUGCUGAACGAGACAGAAGCCCUGAAGUCUUACCUGGACAGAGAGGAUGCCUUCUUCUACUCGCUGGUGUAUGACCCUCAGCAGAAGACCCUGCUGGCUGAUAAGGGGGAGAUCCGCGUCGGGAACAAGUACCAGGCCGACAUCACCGACCUCCUGAAAGAAGGUGAGGAAGAUGGCAGAGACUUGGAGAAACUAGAGGAGAAGGUCUGGGACUAUACCAGCCUACUGACGGAGAAACAGAUCGACCAGUUCUUAGUAGUAGCUCGGUCGGUAGGAACCUUCGCCAGAGCGUUGGACUGCAGUAGUUCAGUCCGGCAGCCCAGCCUGCACAUGAGCGCAGCUGCAGCCUCCAGAGACAUCACCUUGUUUCACGCUAUGGACACCCUCCACGCCACGGGCUACGACAUGACCCGGGCCAUCUCAGCGCUGGUGCCUCAGGGAGGGCCCGUCCUCUGCAGGGAUGAGAUGGAGGAGUGGAGCGCCUCGGAGGCCAACCUGUUCGAGGAGGCGCUGGAGAAAUACGGCAAAGACUUCACCGACAUCCAGCAGGACUUUCUGCCCUGGAAGUCCCUGACGAGUAUUAUUGAGUAUUACUACAUGUGGAAGACCACAGACAGAUAUGUACAGCAGAAACGAUUAAAAGCAGCCGAGGCCGAGAGCAAGUUGAAGCAGGUCUACAUCCCUAACUACAACAAGCCCAACCCCAACCAGCUGAGCAACAAUUUAAAACCAGCUCUGGUUAAUGGAGUGGCGGUUGCAGGUGUACCAGGGGUGCAGGGGGUCCCGGGGGUCCCAGCGAUGCAAGUUGUCCCAACGGUGCAAGGUGUCCCGGGUGUCCCAGGUUUGCCAGGUGUCCCAGGGGUCCCAGGAGUCCCAGGGGUCCCAGGGGCUCCAGGCACGGCGCAGAUCCCCGCCCUCGGCAGAGCCUGUGAAAGCUGCUACACCAGCAGCUCCUACCAGUGGUACUCGUGGGGACCUCCCAACAUGCAGUGUCGUCUCUGCGCUUCCUGUUGGACUUACUGGAAGAAGUACGGCGGGCUGAAGAUGCCCACAAGACUGGAUGGAGAGAGACCUGGACCUAACCGCAGCAGCAUGAGCCCCCACGGCAUCCCCAUGCGUCACAGCGGCAGCCCCAAAUGUGCAGUGAAGACGCGACAAGCUUUCUACCUGCAGACCACCGGCCUGACGCAGAUGGCACGGCGCAUCUGCCAUGACAUCAUCAGGCCGCGGUUUCUGGCCAGGCACCCCUACCUCCCUGUCAACCUAGCAGCUAUAAAGGCCGAGUGUGCCAUGCUGUUGCCAGAUGAGAAAAAAAAGCCUGCACCACUGAAACCUGUGGACCGUAAACCCCUGGAGUCAGUGGUGCGGUAUUUAG